Cuscuta europaea is the source of this 1036-nucleotide messenger RNA. Lineage: Eukaryota; Viridiplantae; Streptophyta; Magnoliopsida; Solanales; Convolvulaceae. The record is from the annotation of a GenBank genome assembly.
UUUGGAAAUUGGAGAGCCUUCCAAGGUGUGCCACGUUGGAGUUUGAACUGAUCCUCCUCCCUGAUCGCCACGAAGCCCGAAAGGCGGUUAUCUCAACGGCCGGCCAACACGUACUCGCUUCCUUCCCGACACGUGUUUCUGCACCGCAGAAACCUCUUCUCCUCUUUCUACUUCUUCCAGCACACAUCACUAACAAUCUCUCAUCUUCACCGGCAUUGCUCUGCAAUUUUUUUCUGGAGGUAAAGUUCAGAAUGACUAGCACAAAUUUGGAAACACGUUCGUUGCUGGAUGAAAUCCGCGGUUUCGAUAAUGGCGCCCUGUUUGACCUGGGCCAUCCUCUCCUUAACCGUGUUGCUGAAAGCUUCGUCAAAGCAGCUGGGAUUGGUGGGGUUCAAGCUGUAGCUCGAGAGGCUUACUUCACAGCCGUUGAUGGUGCAAGUCAAGAUACAUCCGCUAUCCCUCCAGAGAUUGGGGGUGCCAAGAAGCAUCAUUCGUUUCCAAGCCUUAGAGGGGAUAGCAACAAAAACUCAUUUGAGGCCUUGAUAAGAAGCACAGGGAAAGAAUCUAUCCAAUGGGGUUUUGCUGCAGGAAUGUAUUCUGGUAUUACCUAUGGGCUAAGGGAGGUUCGAGGAACACAUGAUUGGAGAAACAGCGCUGUGGCUGGAGCCAUAACCGGAGCAGCACUGGCUCUCACAGCAAAGGACCAUUCUCACGAGCAGGUGAUCCAGUGUGCUAUUACAGGAGCAGCCAUCUCCACUGCAGCAAAUGUCCUUAGAGGCAUAUUUUGAAGGCCACUUUGGUUUAUAUGUGUGUUUCUGCUUGUUUUGGCAUAUUUGUAGCUGCCAAGGAAAACUUGUGUUUAGAUUCUGAACUACUUUCAAUUUGGACAUUGCAAAAACUGCAGUUAUAAGUUGUUAUGACCUGUUGUUGCCACCAUGCUUCUGUGUUUAUUUGUGCUGCUAGAAAGCAUGGCUUUUGUGUUCUUUUGUUUGUGCACAAGAGCAUAGCUGAUCCAUCGUAAAGAAGUAUUAACUCC